Messenger RNA from Girardinichthys multiradiatus, 3223 nucleotides. RefSeq lists its product as uncharacterized. Bases 798 to 2579 code for a protein of 593 amino acids. The record is from RefSeq and is a predicted model, not a curated record. NCBI's taxonomy places the organism in Eukaryota, Metazoa, Chordata, Actinopteri, Cyprinodontiformes, Goodeidae. The transcript has 3 exons.
UGAUGAGGACAUAAAUUGAGGCGCAGGCGCGUUAAUGCUCUCUCUUCCUUGUUGCGGUGAAAGAUGAAGGAGCUGCGGCUGCAAAGAGACACAGAAUCUGCUAUUGGAAGCCUAAAAAACGGAAAGACGUGCGACGUAAACCCCUAGAGGUGGGAUGUCGGGACUGCGCUGGCUGUCUUAUCACCUCAAUCUGAGAAAUUGUCUCUACCUUAAGAAGUGGGACCCCAGUCCUGGUCCUUGAGGUCCAAUGUCCUACAUGUUUUAUAUCUUUCUGUUGCCACAUUUGAUUAUAAUGAAUGGGUCAUUACACCAGAAGUUUCAAAGUGCAGACUCUAAUCUGCAGUGAACACUUGAAUAGAUCCAACAUACCACCAACUGCCUUUGUUGUGUAAAAAGUGUUCAGUGAGCUGUGUCUCUGCCAGCAACCCCCACCACCACACCCAGGAUAAUACGAAUAUCAGGCCAGCAACUCUGAUGUGCCCUUCUGUAAGUUUUACUGGCCAUAAAAUGCACACUUUAUCUUUGAUGCUGUGCUUUACAAAAAGAUAUUGCAAUAGUCUCUGUAUGUAACCAAAACAUUUGCCAUUUUUCUACUUUAACAUUUGGAACAAAAACCCCGCUGACAUUUGACAAUGGUGUUAGACAAAUUGUGUUACCUGAGAAAUCGACUCUUUUAAGUUGACUACGAGGGUUUGAUUAUGGCUGAUGUGCCAUGAAGAGGGGGAGGGAGUGUGAAUGUUGUGGUUGCGAAACAAUCAGAAAUAGGACGUGCCUUGCAGACAGACCGGGACCUGACAAUGUCACAACUAAGGCGACCAAGAAGGAUCAGCACUCAGGAGGCGUUGUCAAUGCUGCAGAGCAUGUCAGACUGUGAAUCUGAUGGUGGCGAUGUGGGCGACCUCGGAUUUCAGAAUGAAAACGUUGUCACCGAUUCUUCAAGCGAUGAGGAUGCAACUGCUCUUGCACCAGUAAAUCCUCCCCUCCAAAGAUGCACCAGGAGACGGGCGGUCAAUUAUGUGAUUGAACAGGACAGUUCAAACACAGAGGCUACAUCAGAUGAGGAAGACACAACACAUGCAAGCCCCCCUCAUAACAAAAGACAAAAAGUUGCUGAUGUGGGCACAAUACCUGGCUCCACAGAGAAGGCAAAAGAUGGCACUGUGUGGUUCCACUGCCAGGUUGGAGACGUUUUUGCUCAUGAAACUCCACAGACCGCAUUCAGUGGCUCUGGAGGGCCAACGGAGUUUGCAAGACGCAAAAUCACGAGUCGCCUUCAAAGCUUCCUGUGUUUGGUGGACAUGACCAUGUUGUUGACCAUCAGAGACUGCACAGUCCACGAGGGCCGUAGAACAAACCCCAGCUGGCAGGUGAGUGUCUUUGAGCUGAUGGCGUUCCUCGCAAUCCUUUUUCGAAGGGCUGCCAAGGGCUAUGUUGGUUCCAUGCAACUCAUGUGGACCAAUAGAUUUGGCAACCCAGAUAUCAAAGCUAUAAUGCCCCGUAAUCGCUUUUUUGAAAUAAAGCGGUACCUUCGCUUCGACAACAAGGACACCCGCAAGGAACGCAUACAAACGGACAAAUUUGCAGCAAUUUCAGACAUCUGGCAGCGGUUUGUUCAGAAUUGUGUGUCGUCCUACAGUCCAGGGCAACAUGUUACCGUGGAUGAGCAGGUAUUUCCGUCAAAGGUUCGUUGCCCCUUUCUGCAGUACAUUGCAUCCAAGCCUAACAUGUUUGGAAUCAAGUUUUGGAUUGCAGCAGAUCUUGAAACAAAAUUCAUGUGUAAUGCCAUCCCUUACUUGGGAAAAGAUCCCACUCGUCCAACAGGAGAGAGGCUGUCAGAGAAUGUCGUUUUGAAAUUGAUGGAACCAUUUAUGGACCAGGGAAGGACUGUAACUUUGAACAAUUUCUUCACCUCUUUGUCUCUGGCCAACAGACUUCUUAAACGAAAAACAACUCUGCUUGGCGCCAUUAACAAAAAUCGUCAGGAGCUACCUGCAACUGCAAAGGAAACCUCGGACCACCAGUUGUACUCCACACAGGUGUUCACAUCUGGAAGGGCCUUGUUGACUGUGUAUACAACAAAGAAGAAAUCUGUUUGUCUUCUGAGCACCAUUCAUCAGAAAGUGGAAAUUGUGGACACCCGAAAACAAAAACCAAACGCUGUUGUUGAUUACAACCAUUUCAAAUGCUGUAGUGAUAUCAUGGAGCAGAAAUUACGCAACUACUCGGUGCGCGCAGGAACACGGAGAUGGCCCAUGGCUGUGUUUUACAACCUGCUUGACCUGGCUGCCGCAAAUGCACACAUCUUGUACACAGCAUGUACAGGAUCCAAAGAAAGUCGGCAAUUGUUCAUGCUGGAGCUUGCAGAGGAACUUCAAAACUGUCUUUUGCAGGAAAAGGCAGAAGGGGAAGAACGCAAACAGCAGUGUCGUGAGAUGAGAGUUUCUCAGAAGAAAAAGACACAGUGCCAGGUGCGCAUACUCUGCAAUAAUAACAGAAGCACCAAAGUUUGUGUACACUGUCGCAAAUACACCUGUGCAAAAUGUAGGAAAGACUCACCUUGGGAAUGUGGAAACUGCUAGAUGGGACAACUGUGUGCUACAUUUGUGCUUCAUAUAGACUCCAUAUGUAGUGAGCUUGCUUUUCUUAGUGUGAAAUAAAAAUGUAUUUUCUUCCUGAAGCUGUUUUAAAAUAUGACCUCAAUGAAAUUGACUGCAAAAGAAUGAUGUUGCAGGGGCAUCUUGUAAGUAAAAGGUACGUACACACACACACACACGGUAUAUUGGGCCGGGUUUUGCAGAGGGGAGGGUAUGUGCAGCAGAAGCAAAAAUCUCUGGGAUUCCUAGUUUAACUGCCUUCUGACGGUUAUGCUGGCGAGGCAGUUCAAUCUUUUUAAUAAAUGUUGCUGGAGCAGAGACUUAUAAAACAUGCAGGGCAGUGGACACUAAGGGACCAGGGCUGGAAUCACUGCCUUGGGCUUUCAAACUGAUGUUAAAUGUCUGAUUGAAGAUGCAACACCAGUAUAUUAACUUCAGUUGGGUACCCUUAUGGAUUUUGGUCUGACUUCUCAAGCUUUGUUCCAUUUCUAAAGGCCAAGUUAUGGUCCAACAGAAAAUAUAAAUUGAAUAUGUUGUACAUCUGUUAGUUUUAUAUUUUGUGCAAGAAGUGUGUGUACGACUUUGAUUUAAAGUCUAAAAUAUAAUAAACUGUAAAAAAUGGAAAAUUG